Molecule: messenger RNA, 668 nt
Organism: Cuscuta europaea
Lineage: Eukaryota; Viridiplantae; Streptophyta; Magnoliopsida; Solanales; Convolvulaceae
Source: the annotation of a GenBank genome assembly
GUUUAAUUGCAUCACACUCAGGACUCUUAGAGCACAUUGGUUGAGGGACCCUCUCGUGUUACAAAGGGUAAUGAUUUUUCAUAAGAAAGAAGAUGGAGAUAAAUACUGGAACUCCCAAAUCAAAGGAUAAGAGACUGGUGGAAGGAUGCAAAACUGAUAGAGAAACCAAAAGGGCUUCUGAAAAUGUUCCAAACGAGUCUCCUGUAUUUAUCAAUUACGCUGCUCUUGCUUGGGAGGAAAGCCGAAGGAAAUGGACUGGGGACACUUCAAAGAAGUCAGAUAAGACGGCGAAAGAUCUGAUCAUAAGUUGGUCACUGAACUAUGAGGACUUGCUUGCAACUAAUGAGCCUUUCUCUGAGCGAAUCCCCUUAUCUGAGAUGGUAGACUUUUUAGUUGAUGUUUGGUACGAUGAAGGGCUUUUCGACUAAGAGAUUUGGUGCCAUUCAAGACAAUUUCUCUUGUUUAGUAACAUAGCAGCCAGUUAACCCCAGCAGCAAAUUCAGAUAAAACAUAGAUUUAUUUUAUUACUGUAUAAGAUGAGAUUCUUGUGUUUAGUUUGUUUUCUGAUCGUCACCUACAUUUGUUGUAUCAUUACGCUGAAUUAUACCCUUUGCAUGUCUUGAAUCAUUGAAUCAACAUUUAGUUAAAGCUUGGGAGGGCUACCAAGG